This is a messenger RNA of Monomorium pharaonis (pharaoh ant), 9475 nucleotides long. It is a transcript of the gene tio, whose product is annotated as protein tiptop. Gene Ontology annotation, cellular component: nucleus. The coding region runs from base 1675 to 5676 and encodes 1333 amino acids. NCBI's taxonomy places the organism in Eukaryota, Metazoa, Arthropoda, Insecta, Hymenoptera, Formicidae. Gene Ontology annotation, biological process: regulation of transcription by RNA polymerase II. The record is from RefSeq and is a predicted model, not a curated record. The transcript has 4 exons. Gene Ontology annotation, molecular function: DNA binding; DNA-binding transcription factor activity, RNA polymerase II-specific.
GCACCUACACUCGCGUGUCCCUUUCCCGGCCUCCUCGCGGAUCACCCGGUUCGCGGGCCGCGGACGCGGACGCGAACGCGAACGCGGCGGAGAGAAAGAGACGAGGUGGGCGACGGUGAGAAGAGAGGCGGGAAGGAGAGGUCGAGAGAUGGCGCGCGCGAGCGCGCGCGCGCUCGCGAGUGUGUGAGGGGGACCAGCGGAGUAGCGGAGGCAGCAAGGAAGAGCGAGGAAAACGAGAACGUUGGGCGUUGGAGGAGGGAAAGAGGACUGCCGCCGCCGCCGCUGCCGCUGCUACUACUACAACUACUACUCCUGGAGUCCCCCCCACCACGCGGCCUGCCGCCGCGACGCCAGUCCGUAGUCAGUCAGCGCUGGACCGCCGCCCGCUCGAUUUCGCGAUCCACGAACGACGGUAGCCUCUAACCUCCGCCUCCUCCCCGCUUCUUUUCCGUCUACCGCGUUCCGGUUCACUCUCUCUCUCUCUCUCUCUCGCUCUUUCGCGCGUCACUCUCUUUCUCCUUCUCUCUCUUUAUUCGUUCCGCUCUCUGUUGCCGUGUUUUCAACCUCUUUAUCUAAUACACGUGUACUCUCUCGCUUGUUUCAUUGCCGACUAUCCGAUUAUCUCUUUGUUUCCGCUUUGUUUUUCUGGUCCUUACGUACGCGGGGCGUCGUGCGCAUCGUAGAGAGAUUAUCGCGCGAUUAUCGGAAUUCUCCUACCUUCCACACCCCCUCCCUCUCCACAUUCUACCUUCGUCGGAUCUUCCUCGAUCCCGAUAGCGGUCGUCCGAAACGACGUGCGUCGCGUGAGAAACAGUGUGAAUACGCGACGACCGAUCGGGAUAGAGUGACGAGUGACACUGAUGAUGAUUGCUUGCAGAGAAGAGUGGUGAACCAGGAGUUGGUUGGUGUACGAGUACAGAUUCCCGGUCCGGUUCCGCGCGUUCGCCAAUCAUCACCGCGUUUCCAAGUGGCGGAGAAUGUAGUGACGAUAGUCGGGGGAAGGGAGUAAUCGAUCAAUCGAUCCAGCCGUCGAUAUGUCGGUCGGCUCCAAAAUGGCGACGGAGUGACGGAACUUUCGCGCGCUUCAUUUUUUCUCGCUCCCGGCCACGCUCCGAGCGUUCGACCUGGCCUCCUGGCCCUGGCCCCACACCCCCCUCGCGACCGGUGAACGCGUCCACGCGUAGAGUCGGGUGCACGUGCGAAACCUCCGUAGAAUGACGGCGACCGCGGGGAUCGCGUUACCGACGACGACGAGCGUCCCGUCGUCGGCGACCACGAUGAGGUAGUGAGAUCGUCCUGGGACCACGUGUCGGGCCGGUGCCGGCGACCGCGAGUGCGUUGAGAACGGAAGAGGACGCAGAAGACUCGUCCCAGGUUGGUGACAUUGUUCCCCCGCGGGGAGGGGAAGGAUAUCUCUCUCUCUCUCUCUCUCUCUGUCUUGGUUGGAGCCACCGCCGUCUUGGACCGCUCGAUUUUUCGACGACCAACGACGAGAUCGCGAGGUCGUGGACGAAGAGAGGAGAAGAACUGGAGGUCGCACGGAUAAUCGAGCACUCCCGAAGGACGCAGAUGCCCCGAAGGAAACAGCACGCACCGCAACGCAUGAAAUGUAAGUAGUGGUCUCCGAUCGUUUGAAAAGCGAGCGGCUCGGAGCCGCCGCACCGGACGGGAGAUAUGCGCAGCAAGCAGCAACCCAGGCCUUCUUUCCGAUGGCCGCAGCAGCGCGGUGAUAACCUUACCGGGGAGGACGGCGUCGAAGGUUCUGCGCCCGGUACGGACCUCCAAGGCGAGGAGGGCGAUUGCGUCGACGAGGAUGGGCCCAUUAGCCCUAGCGAGAGGGGCUGCGCGCCCGCUGCAAAAGAGGACGAGGAUGCCGAGGGAACGGAUGAAGAGGACGAUGAGGAGGCAUCGCCACCUACACCCCCGCCUUCGGCCACCUCGAGGUUAAACCCGACUAUCCUGCGAGACACGGGACCUCCGGACAGGGAGCCAAUGAGUCCGCGCUGUCCUUCGAGAGAUUCUCGGGAAUCAUCCGGUCCGGCGACCGGAAGUCCCCCACCACCUGCUACCAGGAGCAGCGCGAGUCCAGUCAGUCCAAGUAGUAUCGUGCCUCUACCCCUUGGAACUCACUCCCUGCUACCAUCCCACCCUGCAGCGGUCAUGGCGGCGUAUCUGCAACAGACCCAUCAGCGUCUCCUCCUCGGCCACUCGCCUUUAUCGCGUGGUUCGGUGUCGCCGCUGGUCUCUUCCUCGUGUUCGCCACCAGCCGCCACCCCCGGUCUCUUAGUAUCGCCUACCAGCGUCGGGGAGAUCUCGCCGUCGGCGACACCCCUGCCAGCUGUACUGGACUUCAGCACGAGGAAAACGUCUUCGACCGAGGAGGACGAGGAAGAACAGAUAUUAAAUCUCAGCAAACCACCUACGCCGUCUUCCUCGACGGAAACGAACAAUGGUCCGCUGGAUCUUUCGGUAUCCAGCAGGAAGCGACCUGGACCGGAAGACUCGCCGCCACCGCCACCGCGCAAGUCAUCGAGACUGGCUUCCACGACAAGCUCUACGAGCCAUCAGGAAACACCACCGGGAGUCACGUCCGGUUUCGGUAGACCGCCCGUGGUGUCUCCCUGGACGUCUCCGGUGGUGGCCUCGCACUUUCCGUACUUCGCCGCAGCGGUAGCGGCAGCGGCUACUAGUCAGCAGCAGCUUUCGCCGAAGAGCACCAGUGGAGUAGUAGAUCAUCAUCAACUUUGGAAUGGGAAAAUGAAACCGCCAGCCGCGUUGGACAAGCCGUAUCAACCUAGCGAAGCUACAAAGGCACUCGAGAAAAUGAGUGAACUGAGCAAGUUGGGUGGCGAGGAUCUCUUCAGGUCGUCUUCCGGAGGAGGUGGUGCUGGGACAGGUGCCAACGCACCGGCGACGACGUCCAGUAGUCGCCAUAGCGCCUGGCAAUCUCACUGGUUGAAUAAAGGUGCCGAUCAAGCGAAGGAUGUUCUGAAAUGCGUAUGGUGCAAACAAAGUUUCCCGACUUUGGCCGCAAUGACGACGCACAUGAAGGAGGCAAAGCACUGCGGCGUAAACAUGCCGGUACCACCGCCAACGCAAGGAAUUCAUUCCCAGCAAACGACGAUGCCAACCAUACCACCGCCUCAACAGCCGCAUCAACCGCAAACAUCCACCGGCAAUACUGGCAGUAACAAUUCGGCCACACCUAGCAGCAAACAAAGUCCAUCCGAUUUGAAUCUACUGAUCAAGGAAACGAUGCCACUGCCGCGAAAGCUUGUGCGAGGCCAGGAUGUCUGGUUAGGCAAGGGAGCUGAACAAACGCGGCAGAUUUUAAAGUGCAUGUGGUGCGGACAGAGCUUCCGCUCCCUAGCCGAGAUGACCUCGCAUAUGCAGCAAACGCAACAUUACACGAAUAUUAUCUCUCAGGAGCAGAUAAUAUCCUGGAAAUCAUCAGACGAGAGCAAGAGCGGUAACGCAACCGGUACUGCAGGAGGUGGCGGAAAUGUCGCCGGUGGUGGGGGCGGCACAGUACAACCAGGCGGAGGAGGAUCCGGACCUCACGGAAACAAUGGUGGACCCGGUGCUGGUGCCACGAGCAGUCACGUUAGCGCUGUACUGACCUGCAAGGUUUGCGAUCAAGCGUUCAGCUCCCUAAAGGAAUUGAGCAAUCAUAUGGUAAAGAAUUCGCAUUACAAGGAACAUAUAAUGCGCUCGAUUACCGAAAGCGGUGGACGUCGGCGACAAACGCGCGAGAAACGGAAAAAGUCACUGCCCGUGAGAAAGUUGCUGGAACUAGAACGCGCGCAGAACGAAUUUAAAAAUGGCGACGCUGCCGCCGGUUUGACUCACAGCCUCGGCAAGCACGCCGGUAGAAUCACAUGCGAGAAAUGCGGCGAAAAGAUAGAAACCCCGCUUUUCGUUGAACACAUACGUCAAUGUAUCGGCGCGGGCACGGUGGGCGCCAAUCAGCGAAAUUUCCUGAAGAACGCGCUCAUGUCCAAUCAUUUGCCCGCGACGUUGCCGCCCAACGAAAGCGGACGUAAGAGCGUCAAUGAGGAAACGUCUUCGAUAUCUUCGAGGCACCAUCGGUCUCCCUCUUCGGCUAGCGACGCAACAACGCCGGGAAAAGAUACUCCUACACCGAACGCUAAUGAAACUACCGCUCCGAUAGGUACCUCACCGUCGGUUUUGAACGCGAUAGAGAAGCUCAUCGAAAAGAGUUUCGAUUCUCGCGUGAGGCACGGUACGCCCGGUUUGCAUCACGCUCAACCCGGCGCGCCGAUAGGUACGAGCAUCCUCAAGCGUUUGGGUAUCGACGAGAGUGUAGAUUAUACGAAACCUCUGGUCGAUCCGCAAACAAUGAGUCUACUUCGAUCUUAUCAGCAGCAGCAGCAUCAGCAGCAACACUUUAACGCAAACGCCGCGACGAGAAGGGAGCGAAGCGGUAGCGAGUCCAGUUCGAUAUCGGAACGAGGAAGUGGCAGGACGGAUACCAUGACACCGGAGAGACGUAUGGACCUGUCUAACGCGAGUCACGAAAGACACUCGGGUUCCAUGCCUUCUCAUCAUCAUCGCGCCACACCUGAGAAACAAGCCGCCCCGUUACCUAGUCGCCAUCAUCAACCUACGGAGGAAUCCGGAGACGAGGAAUCGUCUACCGUAGUGGUGAAGAAAGAGCCGAGGGAUGAGGAGACAGAGGAGCGAGGUACGAACGAGGAAGAGCAACAGCAAUCGACGAGGGAGGUCUUCGUGAAGAAGGAAAUAGUAGACGAUUGCAGAGACGAGGAGGAUCAGAGUUCCUACAAUCACCGACGAAGCAGCCUCCAUGAGACGCCGGAGGACGGACGAGAGGUUAUGUCACCUCGCAUGAAUCCACCCACGCCCCGACCGACUAGCCAAGUGGAACAGGUCGCACGUAGUCCCUGCAGGAACAGCACAAGCAGUCCUACCAGCAGCGACCGAUCGGUCACACCGCGAGGUACACCUGACACUAAGGCAUCCAGUAGUCUCGGAGCGCUGUCCUCCAUGUUCGACAGCUUAUCCGGCGGUGGCGGUGGUAGCGGCGGUAACAACGUCGACUCGCAAGGACGUAAAACAAGCAGCCAUCCUCUCGCGGCGUUACAGAAAUUAUGCGAUAAGACGGAAACGCGAGGUUCUGGCGCCAGCGGUACCUCAAGAUCCGGAGGUAGUUCCGCAACUAGCACCAUCGGUUCCGGCAGCAGUAACACGGUAGGGGUGACCGGUCCAGGACCUGGGCCAACACCAGGUGCCAUCUUGGCUUUCAGCUGGGCCUGCAAUGACGCCGUAGUUACCGCGGAUUCAAUAAUGAAGUGUGCAUUCUGCGAUACACCCUUCAUUUCGAAAGGCGCGUACAGGCAUCAUCUCUCCAAAAUGCACUUUGUCAAGGACGGCGUCAUUCCGGAUCCAUUAACCAUCGGCAGAUCGGCGGCAGCAGCCGCGGCCGCGGCCGCCGCGGCGGUUUCCCAGGGCACUUCCGGCGGGCCGAGUCGCAACUCCACGUCGCCGCCGACGUCGCAGCGCAACAAGUCGCCGCCGCUUCCGCAGGCGAACGGCAGCCCGUCGCAGUCAGCGGCCUCACCCCUCGAGGAGAGCCCGCACUCCAAAUUUCUCAAGUAUACGGAGCUGGCAAAGCAAUUGUCCAGCAAGUACGUAUAGUCCGAGCCCCGUAAGUAGCGGUGCCACUUGUACAUAAGUGUAUCUAUACUGUAACGACUGUAAAACUAGCGAUGUGAAAAUUUUCAUCCUCUUCCCCCGCGAACACCGCCGCGCCGAACGACGUCGUCGCGCAUCCGACGUCUUCGGAUUUAUGCUUAAAGAGAGGCUGUGUCGUUUGGCUACCUCGAUAACGGAAAAGAAAUUCUAUGAUAAAAACUCGUACAAUUACAAAAUUAUUGAUAUAAUUCCACAUUAUCAUCUAUGCAUUUGAAACAAAUCCUGUUACAUGUAUUCUUAUUGCUGUAAGAAAUGAAUUGAAUCGUAAUAUUCGUAAUUUUUAUCUAUUUUCUUGUAAUCAUACGAUAUAUAUUUCUAACUCGAAGAUUAAAGUCAAUAUAAAUUUAUUUAGAUUUUGACGCUAUAAAAAUAAAGAAUAAUUUUUUUAUUUACAUAAGCAAUAAAAAUUUUUUUAGAUGCUUGUAGCAUGAAAAUUGAAUUCAUCACAAUUAUAUCUUCCAACCUUAAUCUGUGAUGAAUUUACAUAUACUUGCUCAAUAAAAAAUACAUACAAUAUAACAUAAAUAAUAAUUGUAUGUAUACGUUGACAAAUAUAAUUCAUUGGAUUGAAAAACGAAUCAUCGAAAAUCGAAAAAGUAACUAAUUACGUUUCUUACUUAAAAAAAGUAACUAACGGUAAUAACGUUAAAGGUAAUGCAUUAUUUCUCAAUCCUGCUCAUUGCUACAAGGAUUCAUUUUCAACUAGUAUUUUAAAAUAUCAAUUAAUAAUUAGAAUCAUAUUCAUUAUUGCUCAAAAAUUUGAAGCAUUUCAUGUAGUUUUUGAAUAAAAUUAUUUAUUAUAUAAAAUAUAAUUCUUUACAGAUGCAAUUACUUUACUGAAAAAUAAUAUAAAUUUUAAAAACUUUUAUAUACUAUUCUCUUUUUGAAAGUACCAUUAAUUCGACAUAUGCUGUUUUAAACCCUUCAUAUAUAAAAUAACGUCCCCUGAAUUUAAUUUAAUUUAAAUCGUCAAAUCCAAAAUUGCUUAUCUUUCCACGACAAAGCAGUUCAAUGAAUUUUAUUUUUUAACAUAAAAUAUAUAUUUUUUGUUUUAAUCUCUAUUUAAAUAAUAUGUGCUUAUAAAUAUGUCAAUAUUUUUAAUAAAAGUAUUGUAUCUGUAAAGAGAGAAAAUGUAAUUUAUUUUUAAAAUUGACAAAAUGCUUCAAACUUUUAAGCAACAAUAUACUUCUAAUAUUGUUUUUAAAAUUAAAGAAAAUUUAUUACUAUUAAAAGUAAAAAAAAUAAUUAUAAAUAUAAAUAAAUAAAUAAAUAAAUAAUUACAUGGAAAAAAAUAUCUUAAUUACUUAUUAGUUCUUUUGCGUGCACAAACAAAAGAUAGAAACUGAAGUUGAUGCUCCGAGAUGAUGCUGAAGGACUCUAUAUAAUACUUGUUGAGAAUUAAAUAUUAAGCCUCGCCACAGCACUCUUUCAGCUUAAAUGUGGAUAUCUCCGUCGAAAAGACUUCGCCGUUACGACGAUAUUAUUAUAGUAAGAAAUUUCGUUCACUCGCAGAAUAAAUGCAAACACGAUGCGAAAUUUCAUUUUUGGCGAUCGUUUUAGUCCAUCAUUGAGAACGCAUUUUACCAUUCCUGGGUUAGCACGAAUAGCGUGCGUCAGACCCUUCAAAAAAACUCUACAUUGGAGAGGGGCCUCAAAUUCUGUUUUAUAUACACCUCUCUCAUUAUUUCUUUUAUACCGAUCCCUCUUUUCUUCUCCCAUUUACUAUAUUUUUUAAUCGUUACGAGAAGAUUAUGCUCUAGAGUAGAUCUGCGCGUAAUCGUUUGGAAUGUUUCCUUCUCGCUGUAGAAUCAUGUGCAACAUGGGAAACGUCGCGAGAGAAAUUUUCUGCUUUUCGCAGAAUUUUCCCUCGAUCGGAAUCGCUAUGGGAAUAUGAGUCCAAGGCAGGACGCGCAUAACUUUGUACAAUCGACAUUUCCGUGUCGUUAAGACUUUCUCGCAGCACGUUUCGCCUUCCGUUUUUCCGUAUCACUUUCCUUCCAUCGGUAUGGGAAUUAAAGAAUUGUACCAGUGACUCUUACUUUCUUUCGUGCCCAAGGAACGUGAGAGGGUGUGACGAAGAUUUAGGUGUUGAACGAGCGUUAAUUAAAUUGUGAUGCCACCAUAUCUCGCGGCACUGCUGAGUCACGGGGCUCGGCACGCGGCCAAGUUUGUGAUUUUAUAAAUACUUAAGGACGUUUACGACGUGAGAUGAGCAAGAUCGCGACGAGACAAAGGAAACAGUAAAAAUUGAUUAGAGCGGAGAGAAAUGGAUAGAUAAAGAACGAGAAAGAAACGAGAGAGGGGUGGAGAACGAGAAAAGGAGAGGAAGCUUACCUAUCAUCUGUCGUAAGAUCGUCAGCAUGUAUACCUCUAGAUCGUAAGGCCGUAGUUUAUUAGCGCAUAGGAUAGGCUAGGGUUCGACCCUGUAUAGGAAUCUCUUUGUUGAUACUUAUUACUACGAAAAAAAAAGAAACCGGUGAGUUUGCUCGCGGGGACGGACGAGAGUCGCCUCGGAGAGCAUUACGACUGCUACGAAUCGAAGGUGUGUGGAGAUACACGAGCGAGUGUAAAAGCGACAAGAGCCGAAGGGUGCGGAGACGCGGUGCAAUAGCGAGCCUCGCGAUUAAUUGAAUAAGUACACGCGAGUCGAAUGCAUGCUGAAACACUGAGCGAGAGCGAGCGAAUGAAAGAAAGAGUGACAAAAGAGAAGAGGAGAGAAUGAGAGGAAGAGAGAAAGGGAAAGAGUGCAUGGAAGAGAGAAUGGUCGUCGAAGAACGCAUAUUUUUUCGACGUAAAUGCGUACGUGUAGAUCAUUGUAAAUUUUCUUUAUUCAAAUAAUAUUUAUUACGCCAUGAGCGGGCCAACGCGUCAUUUUACGUGUAAAAUAUUGUCAUUAUUAUCACUCGAAUUACGCGACUACUGUGUAUAUUGAUUAUAUAAUUAUGAUUAUCAUAUUACGAUGAUGCGUGGCGUCGUGGUGAGUGUAGUGAUAAUGUGAAGUAUAGGGCGCGAGUUUAAAUCGGACGAAAAUAUGAAUGACAAGAGCAAGAGAGAAUGAGAGAAUGAGUGUGUGUGUGUGUGUGUGUGUGUGUGUGUGUGUGUGUGUGUGUGUGUGUGUGUGUUUGUGUGUUUAAGAGGCAUGAGGAAUAAAAAGAUAGAGUGACAGUCCGAGAACGCGAAAGAAUACUUCCGAGAGAUUGAGAGACUAGAAACAGACCGGGGAAAGAUGGAGCAGCUGCGCGCGGCCUUCAACAACGAAGGCCGGAAAAGAACGGAACAUAACUUGUAUACGUAUUUCUUGUAAACUCUAAUUCUUCCAUCGCGGACUUUAAAAAGUAUUUAUCGACAUAAUAAUAAUAUUAAUAUUAUUAUAUUGUAAUUAUAUACGACUGCUGAGAGUGUGAUGAACGUAACGCGAGACGUUUACGUGGCUGCGACCAACACGACAUACAUGUAUACCUAACGACACACACACGUACAACAUGCGCGCACGCAACACGUACACACGUGGAAACACGCGUAUACACUGUCGCAGUAACACUCGAGGAAAGGAACAGCCAGCCGUGCGAAUGAUACGCUCGAAACGUACCUACCUACUUACAAACACGCAACCACAAAGAUAUGCAUCAUGUAUACGCGACUCUUGAAACCAUUUUACCAGAUUUGUCAUUAUUUAAUUAUUUCGGUUGUAUUUUAAAAUGCAAUUAAAGCUCAAAUAAAUAUAUAUGUUAUAAACUAAGAA